Coregonus clupeaformis (lake whitefish) is the source of this 4232-nucleotide messenger RNA. RefSeq names its product zinc finger protein 395. Gene Ontology annotation, molecular function: DNA-binding transcription factor activity; RNA polymerase II cis-regulatory region sequence-specific DNA binding. Lineage: Eukaryota; Metazoa; Chordata; Actinopteri; Salmoniformes; Salmonidae. Gene Ontology annotation, cellular component: nucleus. The record is from RefSeq and is a predicted model, not a curated record. Gene Ontology annotation, biological process: regulation of transcription by RNA polymerase II. The transcript is spliced from 10 exons. The coding region runs from base 497 to 1993 and encodes 498 amino acids.
CACUCCCCUCCUCUCUCCCCCACCCUGCACUCCACUCCACACUCCCCACCCCAAAUCUUUCCCACCUGUAAAUUCUUCUUCUGUACUCUGUAGAAGGGAUGACUCACUGUCUUGCUCUCUGGUAUUGAGACUUGCAUCAGUUAUCAUGAUGACAUCCAAAUAGUGAUUUUAUUGACUACGUGAGACGGGAAGGGUGAUUGGUGGUAGAAUGAGUUGAUGGGGUUAGAGGUAGAAUCACUUUGCAGGAAUUAUUGGGAUACUAUUAUUGAAGAAUCCCACCUCAACUUAUUGGAGACUUAUUAGAGACUGAUUGGAUACUGAUGGAGACUUAUUGGAGACUAUUAUUGGAGCACUGUCUUGACUUUUAGCCUUUUUCCUAAGCAGGCUGUUCCUCUCUCUCACUCCGUCCUAUUCUACGACCAGUCUUUGCCAUUUUCCCAGAGAACCAAACCUCAAUAGAUCUUCUGAGUCUACAGACAAAGUGUUACUCCCAACCAUGUUACCCAAGACUCGUCUGGGGAAGCGUUCCCCCCUAGGGGCAUUGGUGUGUACCUCCUGCCCCUCCAUGGAGAGCACACUGGAGACAGGGGGCCACGGGGAACCUGAGGGGGGCGUGGGGAGCCCAACCAUGGGACCACCAGGGCCCCAGCAUCUCAGCAGGUUCAACUACAAACUACACCCUGGACAGAAGGUGUAUGUGUUGUGUGGAGGGCGUGAGUGCACUGGGGUGGUGGAGCAACACAACCAUGUGGAUAAUGAGGUGGCUAUCCUACUGCCUGCUCUGGGACAGCAUGUCCUGAGGAAACUACAGGACGUCUGGACCUCCCCCGCUGUCCCUCCUCAACCUCCUACUGCAACACAGAGCACAGGCAGACCACACCAAGUGUCCUCCUGCAUCGAUGUGCCCAAUGUGCCCAGGAGGAGUCCAGAGUCACUGGAUAUGGAUGAGAUGAUGGCAGCCCUGGUUCUGACCAGCCUGUCCUGCAGCCCUCUUGUUCAGAGCCCACCUCAGAGAGACACAGUCAUAGCAGGCUCUACAGGUAUGGAGUGCGGAGGCGGGGAACUCUCAGACAGCGGCAGCAGUGGCUACUGGAGCUGUGACCGUGGCUACAGAAGCCCGGCCCCAUCUCCGCCAAUCACAGAGACAGAAGGUCACAGCCUGGCCACACCCACUGAUGAGGGAUUGGAAAUGGAGCUGGAGCAGGUGCUGUUUGACGAGCCUGCACCACGGAAACGCAGGAACUCAGUGAAGGUGGCCUACAGGUGUCUGUGGCCCAACUGUGGGAAGAUUCUGACGUCUGUCGUGGGGAUUAAACGUCACAUCCGUACCCUGCACCUGGGCCAGAGUGGUGAGCAUGAGCGUUGCUCCCACAGCGAGGAGGACUUCUACUACACAGAGAUCCACCAGCGGGAGCUGCAGCCCCUCACCCCACCUCCUGUGGUCUCCACCCAACCCCCCAUCCCUACCACUAGCACCAUCACCCCCUGGUUGGCCUGCGCCUUCCCCUCCAGCUCCUCUCCCUCUGGGGUAGGACCAGGGGAACCAGGGGUAGGAGCAGGAGCUGGAGGAGACUCCCCCACAGAAGUGAGCCCCCAGCCCAUCCAGCUCAGCCAGUCUGCCCCCUCCACCCCAGGGUGCUUCGGGCAGGUCCACUCUGAGCACUCCUACCAGGCUCCUGCUUCAGUCCAGGUGGUGGCGCCACCCGUCUCUGUCUCCUCCUGCCGUUGGACCACACCCACCUCCACCCCCCAACCAAGACAGGGCGCACCAUUCCUUGUGCGGUCAGUCAGUGUGGGAGAACAGUGGCCGCAGCAGCAGAAUGCCCCAAUUAGGCCACACCCUGCCAGCACCUCUCCCCCACGCAGCCACUGGACUACAAGGAGGAUCCGUGGAGAGGCUAAGAAGUGUCGUAAGGUGUACGGCAUCGAGCACCGGGAUCAAUGGUGCACCGCCUGUCGCUGGAAGAAAGCCUGCCAGCGCUUCCAUGACUGAACCCCUAACCGAAGAAAAGAGGGAUGAAGAGCAAGAAAGAGUUAUGGAGGAGAAAAAGAAAGUGAGAGAUCCUGGCUGAAGAGAGGAGCAGUCACCUCUUCAAGUGAAGACUGAGGAACGAUCUGGGUGUCAACCAGUGGAGCACCGUGUACGUUGGUGUUUAUUUCUUUUUUUGUUUUGUUAGUUUUUUGUACUUUUUACAACUUUACUAAACGUUUUUAUGUAUUUUGUUCAUGUCUUUGAGAACUUUGGUUCUUGUGUGUUGGUGCUCAAGGUGAACUUGGCGGGCGCAGCUUACUGAUCUAUGACCGGUAACCUAUGACCUAUACCCGCAGCAUAGUCCCGCAUCUCAGUUUCUUUGUCUUCUUGCCCAGGGAGGGGCUACACAGGAAGCGGACCUUGAUCCUCUUCUCUUCCAAAUCUUUGGCUUUAACCUAUAACCAGCAGCUAUAUAGGGGAUGCCAAUUGCUCUAUGACAUCAUGCCGUCCAUAACUUGGCUUAGAAACAAGGCUUUCUGCUUGUUGCCAAGGGUGUGCUUGAGCCAGGCAGGUGUUGAGCAGAAUAUCUGAAAUAUCUGUAAAUCAACCCAACUUCCAAAUGCCUGGGCAAGAACAGAUCCAUAUGAUACAAAGAUUAACCGAUCCAUUCACGCUUUGGCUUUCUGUCAGUGUAGGCGGUGGAGAAUAAUGAUUAGGAGAAGAAAGUCAAGUGAUACGAGGAGGGAGUUAGCCCUAAGUAGCAGAGGUAAAGCUUCAUUAAAUACUUAGUAACAAGCAUGCUAAAUACAGGACCUAUGUCAGAGAGGAGAGUUGCUGGCCAUUAACUUGUUCAGUUAUUUGUUAAUAAUGGAUACCAUCUGUUGUCAAUUGCAUAAAGUGCACUAAUUGGCUGGGAGAAUCCCCCUUGACCUAUAGGAUUCCAUCUGCUUAUGAUCUACCAAUCAACGGUAACCAGUAAGUUGUGUCCUAAACAUUGAGAAUUGAUUGGAGAGUUGUAAUUGGAGGAGAAGUCAAAUGCAGAUUUGGGAGUCAUAUGUCCAACCUGUCUGAUGAUGUUGUUAUAAGCCAUUUAUUCCUGCAAAUAUGUAGCUUUGUUAUUGUAAUUGGCUUUUUUAAGGAAACAAAAAUAACGUUUUGUCGACGUCGACUAUGUAAUUUGUAUAGUGUGUUUCGUUAUAUUAUCCAGCAAUGUUGUGUCUAUAUUUUGCAACUGUCAUUUUUCUAAGAUGUGUUAAAUACAAUGUUCCGCCAGGAAUUACCAUGUUGUGGGAUAUAGGAAUCAAUUCACAUACUUUAGACCAAUCAGAUGUCAUUCACACUGAUUUUCACUUCUCUGAGCAUAAUGCAAGCAACUGUUAAAAGAUAAAGACUCAGUAUCUCGUCCUUGUUGUUAGCAGCUACUGUAGCUAUCCUUUCUGUUUUGCCUUAGGCCUCUAAGUUGGGGGGGGGGUUGAGUUACACCACAAAUGGCCUUAUAAUGGGCUUUAGUUACACUAACAGAUAUCAUUUAAUGCACUGUAGACACUAUGACAGAAUAGGGCAUGGAAGUAUUGGGUCCCUUUACAACAUGGAGGUCAUUGGCAGGUUGUGUCUUAUUUACUCACGUCAUUGUAAUAAAAUGAUCAAUUUGUAUAAUAUAUUUUGGCAGGAAUCGAUCUCCAUACAUUUGUCAUAUACUUGGAUAGCCAAUACCCCCAUACCAGUCUCAUUAGUGGCGAUACACUAACUGAAUUAUAUUAUAGAGGUUCCUGGUUAGAUGUGGAAUGUACCACAUGGUGCCAAUAAUAAUAACUUAAAUAUGGUGCCAGCAUUGAGUCUGAAUGCAUUUACUAAGACUAAGGGCUUAUCUUAAAAUGAUAUGCUGCUUGAGGGCAUUGUGGCCCUAACCCAAACCCUUGUCACUCUACCACCUAUUGUAAAUGAACAUGCAUACAUCUCUGUUGAUAAAGCGUUUAAGGAACGUUCAGCAUAAACAGAUGUUUCAUAUGUUAAGACCCAAAAUAUAUUAAUGAUUGUUUAUUGAAACUCAUGUUUCCUUGCAGUAAGCCAAUGAAUCCACAGAAGCAAAUAAACAAAAUGUUAUUUAUAUAUAUUGUGCUAUGUAUGUACUUAGAGAAAAUACAACCGUUGAAUAAAGUAUAAUUUGUAUUAUGAUGCACUCAUUUUAUAUGGAAUCUGAAAUGUUUUUGUCUUUUUGAUGUUGAAAUAUACUUGAUAAAGAUGUAUCCUGUCUCUAGUA